GUCGCGCCGCCGGCCGCCGGCAGCUCCCGGCCGCCUCCCGCGGCCACCUGCGGGGCCAGUCACUUCCGCUGCGAUAACGGCCGCUGCAUCUGGGAGGCGUUCGUGUGCGACGGCGACCGCGACUGUCCGGGCGGCGAGGACGAGGCGGAGUGCGCCGGCGGCACGGGCGGCUGCGCGGCCGGCCAGUACCGCUGCCUGCUGUCCGGCGAGUGCAUCGGACGCCGCCUGCUCUGCAAUGGCCGCCAGGACUGCGCCGACAACUCGGACGAGGAGGCCUGCGCGCCGGAAGGCACCACCGUGCAGCCGUUCACCUGCCCGUCCGGCUUCUUCCGGUGCGACUUCCACACCUGCCUGCCCUACUUCAAGUUCUGCGACGGCCACCGGGACUGCUCGGACGGCUACGACGAGUCCAGCUGCCGCGACGAUAGCACCGUGUUCCAGGUGGUGAGCUACGCCGCCGACACCAAGACGCUGACGCCGCAUGCGGUGACGGUGGGCUGGAAGACGAACGCUCGCGGCCCGGCCAUGCUCGCCAAGCUCAGGUACUUGCCAUCGAUCUGCGCCGUCUACCAGCCGGGGCCGUGCCACUGGAUCAAUAUGACCUGGAUCGCCGACACCGAGUACCGCUUCGACCGGCUGGAGCCGUUCACAUGGUACAACGUGACCGUGUUCGUGCGCGCCGAGGGACGCGACGCCGCCUUCCCCGCCAGCCAGUACAUCAGCGUCCAGACCCUCAGCGCCCGGCCGACGCCACCCUGGCAGAUGACCGCCACACAGCUGAACCACAACUCUGUUCGCGUGUCGUGGCAGCCGCCCAAGCACAUGAACGGCCGCCUGUUGAACUACCGGCUCUCGAUGGUGCCGCCUCAGCCGGCCCACGUGUUUCACACACGGCACACCAACUUCACCGUGGUCGAGGACUUCCUGCCCGGCGCGAACUACACGUUCUUCGUCCAGGCGGAGAACGCCGAGUUCCUGAGCGAGAGCUCGCACCCGGCGUCGCUCGUGUUCGACGGCGACGCGGUGAUCGGUGCCGUGACCGGCGUCGCCGUGGAGGAGCGCACGCCGCGCUCGCUGACGCUCAGCUGGGACGCGCUGCCGGCGGCUGACGGCUUCCUGGUGCGCUACACGCCUACGGAGAACCAGCUGGUGCCCGCCGACGACCUCCGCACCAAGAAUAACCGUGUCGUGCUGUCUGGGCUACUAUCUUCGGGCACAGCGUACGAGUUGACGGUGCAGGGCUACAAGGGCCGCUUCACGGGGCCGGUGCAAGCCAUCAGCAGCGGCACCACCGGCCAGCCAGUCCCGGCAGGUCACGAAUCUCACGGCGACGCUGUCGCCACACAGCGGCAUGCUCGUCAACCUUAGCUGGCGGCCGCCGCCGUCGAGCGGCGGCACCGUCGACGCGCUGGAGUACGGCGUGUUCUGGGGCACGUCGAUGGAGGAGCUGUACUCGGGCGGUGUGCGACAGAGGGUGAACGCUACGUCAGUACAGGUGACCGGCCUGGCCGCCUGCGAAGACUAUCUGCUGGUGGUGGCCGUGGUCGGACCGAACGGUACGGGGGUCGGCGCGCCCGCCGCCCGCCUGCGCACCAAGUAUGAUGUGCGCGCGCCGCCCAAGAACGUGACCGUGACCAGCGUGCGCGGAAAGCAGCUGAUGAUGAAAGUCCGCUGGUCGGCCAGCUGCCCGGUAGUGGAGCGGCCGGUCGGCUAUAACAUCACCGUGGUAGAGGUGGGAGGUGGGUCACGUGCACCAUACCGGGUGACGCUGCCCACCAGUUCGGAGGUGGCCCACUCCCACCAGGUGCCCGCCAACUACGGCGGCCACUACCUAGUGACAGUGCGCACCAC
Molecule: messenger RNA, 1851 nt
Organism: Pollicipes pollicipes
Lineage: Eukaryota; Metazoa; Arthropoda; Thecostraca; Pollicipedomorpha; Pollicipedidae
Product: receptor-type tyrosine-protein phosphatase F
Exons: 10
Coding region: 526-1368 (280 amino acids)
Molecular function (GO): protein binding
Source: RefSeq, a predicted model, not a curated record